Messenger RNA from Sinocyclocheilus anshuiensis, 1147 nucleotides. Its product is annotated as general transcription factor IIH subunit 5-like. The record is from RefSeq and is a predicted model, not a curated record. Gene Ontology annotation, biological process: nucleotide-excision repair, preincision complex assembly; transcription initiation at RNA polymerase II promoter; transcription by RNA polymerase II. NCBI's taxonomy places the organism in Eukaryota, Metazoa, Chordata, Actinopteri, Cypriniformes, Cyprinidae. The coding region runs from base 613 to 828 and encodes 71 amino acids. Gene Ontology annotation, cellular component: transcription factor TFIIH core complex; transcription factor TFIIH holo complex. The transcript is spliced from 3 exons.
GAAGCUAUAACAAAUUGAAAUGAGUAUCAAGUAUAUUAUGUUUAAAAUAAUCAUUUAUAGAAAGUCCAUUGUAUUUAUAUUAUUUAUUUUUCUUGGAAGAAGCUGAAAACUAGCCUUUUUCUUAACUCACCAGCCUUCUUUAUAUCCCUACCUCAGACUCACAGGUUGGUACUGAUGCUGGCUGUAAUUUGCCACUAUUUUUGUACUAAUGGAUUAAUUGUAGUACUUGCAUAGGACCAUAUUACUUUUAUUUUGAUGUUGAGUAUGUGCAAGACACAAUUAUUGCCAAAUGUUUAUCACACUGAAUAAAGUUGUGUGUCCUAACUUUAUAUUCCACUUAAAUCAGAUACUUUUACUAUAGCUAUAAUGCAGCCUUUUCUUUUCAGAGCAACAGUGCGCUCCAGGCCAGCAGAGUGCAGUAGAGCUCACAGAUCGAACAUUAGUCUGUUACUAGAGGAAGACCGUUGUUAGUAGACGGUGGACACUGUAGGCUUAAACCAAAUUGACAAUUGACAGAUAAACACAAUAAAAAUCAUUUCAGAACAAUUUUGCCUUUUGUAGAUACAUAGGCUUUAACUGAAGAAACAGAAGUGUUAACACAUCCCGUCCAAAAUGGUUAAUGUCUUGAAAGGAGUUCUCGUUGAAUGUGACCCAGCUAUGAAGCAAUUUCUUCUAUAUCUGGACGAGACGUCAGCAUUGGGGAAGAAAUUUAUCAUCCAGGAUUUGGACGACAUGCAUGUUUUCAUCCUAGCUGAAGUUGUGCAGAUUCUUCAGGAGCGAGUAGGAGAACUGAUGGACCAGAAUUCAUUCCCCAUCACCCAGAAAUAAAUGUCUGAAUCUGACAGCAGACCUUACAAUCUGUGGGAGCAGAUGGAUGUGGAGAUUCUUUCAGCACAAUUGCACAAACACAGAUGCACCUAAAAUAUAUAGAUGACUGGCUACUAGGAUGAUGCCUGUUAUCCUUGUUAUAGUUUGACUGUGUUGCAUACAUUUUUCAUCUGACAGAAUUAUAUGCUUUAUGUUGCAUAUGUUUCAAAGACAGCUUCUUGAAUCUUUUCAGCAUUUCAAAAUUGUUCACAAACUGAAAGCAGAUGGUCGAUGACAGUGUGAUUUAUAUACAUGCAUAAUAUACAAGCAUCAAAUAAAA